Chenopodium quinoa (quinoa) is the source of this 1665-nucleotide messenger RNA. Its product is annotated as UDP-rhamnose/UDP-galactose transporter 6-like. The record is from RefSeq and is a predicted model, not a curated record. NCBI's taxonomy places the organism in Eukaryota, Viridiplantae, Streptophyta, Magnoliopsida, Caryophyllales, Amaranthaceae. The transcript has 6 exons. Bases 383 to 1372 code for a protein of 329 amino acids. Gene Ontology annotation, cellular component: Golgi apparatus. Gene Ontology annotation, molecular function: UDP-galactose transmembrane transporter activity; antiporter activity.
ACGUAAAACCUGACUUAGAUUAACAAAUAAUAUCAAAUUAUCAAUAGAUUUUUCAUAAAUUAUCAUGCGUUAAUGUGUCGAAAAUUAUUUUAUGCACUUGAUAACUUAGUUUGGUACAAUAAAAUUAAUUAAUUAAUAAAACUUAAAAAAAAUGGAAACAUUUAUCACUUCUAGUGAUACUCGUAACUGACCCUCUUCUCUCCAUCACUCUCCCUCCCUCAUUCCAGAAACUUCCUCUUCAAUGGUUAACACCAUUGCAAUUGAGCUUGUGCUUGAGAAAAGUGUUAUAUGAAGAGGCUUGUUUUGGCACAUGGAAUUUUGCCAAUUUUUUAACAAAGCUGUGGGCUGAGGAUUUUAUAACUUGAUAUUUUAAUUUAGAGAGAUGGCUGCAGCUAGCAAGGCGGAUACGAAAGCUGCAGUUGACGCGGCUGCUUGGAUGUUCAAUGUUGUUACUUCGGUGGGAGUUAUUAUUGUUAACAAGGCGUUGAUGGCUACCUAUGGGUUUAGUUUUGCAACAACCUUGACUGGGUUGCAUUUUGUUGCCACUACUUUGAUGACGAUCGUUCUUCGCUGGCUUGGAUUUAUACAACCUUCCCAUUUACCUCUGUUGGAGCUGUUGAAAUUUGUCUUAUUUGCUAACUUUUCAAUUGUUGGCAUGAAUGUUAGUCUUAUGUGGAAUUCAGUAGGUUUUUAUCAGAUAGCAAAGUUGAGCAUGAUUCCUGUACUGUGCUUUUUUGAGAUCGUGUUUGAUAGCAUGCGAUAUUCCAGAGACACCAAGCUCAGCAUUGGGCUCGUGCUGAUAGGUGUUGGUGUCUGUACUGUUACUGACGUGAGUGUAAAUAUGAAAGGUUUUGUAGCAGCAUCAAUUGCAGUGUGGAGUACUGCUCUGCAGCAAUAUUAUGUGCAUUUUCUCCAAAAGAAGUAUUCACUCAGUUCAUUCAACCUCUUGGGCCACACUGCACCAGCGCAGGCUGGAACCCUGCUUCUACUGGGUCCGUUCCUGGAUUACUGGCUGACAGAUAAGAGAAUUGAUGCAUUCAACUAUACUACACCAUCUGUGGUGUUAAUUAUUCUUUCAUGCAUAAUUGCAAUUGGAACAAACCUGAGCCAGUUUAUCUGCAUCGGUAGAUUCACAGCUGUGUCCUUCCAAGUACUUGGCCAUAUGAAGACAAUCCUUGUUCUAAUUCUAGGGUUUGUCUUUUUCGGGAAAGAAGGUCUGAAAUUACAGGUGGUAGUAGGUAUGAUGAUAGCUGUAUUAGGGAUGAUCUGGUAUGGAAAUGCCUCAUCAAAGCCCGGUGGAAAAGAGCGUCGGAGCCAUACAACGCCCAAGCAAAGACAUGGACAAGAUUCCACAGAUGAUGAAAAAGUCUAGUAAAAAGUUCUAUUUAUACAAAGCCUCGACCAUCAUCAAGUACAUAGGAUGAGUGAGAUUUCCGGUUGCUUUAGAAAUUUAGAUUUCUGAGGAAAAAUAUUUGUCAAUUAUUAAUUUUUAUUCUUUAAUAGGCUCAUUUAUUUUUACUUUCAUUUGAAGGAAGUCUUUCUUCUCAGAUCAGGUUUGAUCCCUUAUACAAAUUACGAAGUACCAAACUUUAGGUUUGUUAUGAUCUAUGACAUUUUGUAGUCAGCUUCUCUAUUUUUUUCCCCUCCAUAUUUCUGGGGAUUCCA